Molecule: messenger RNA, 1231 nt
Organism: Actinia tenebrosa (Australian red waratah sea anemone)
Lineage: Eukaryota; Metazoa; Cnidaria; Anthozoa; Actiniaria; Actiniidae
Source: RefSeq, a predicted model, not a curated record
CAAACAGAGGGAGUCUGGAAUCUACUGCGAGGCCUGGCUGCAAUGUAUUGAGACCUCGAGGCCACCGCAGUAAACAGAUCAUACAAGUUCUGUCAGUGUCUUGCUUGGAAUCAAAAUGUUGUCUGUUAAAGGGGGGAAAAAAAUUUUGAGCGCCGAGUUUAUGUCUUUGACAUAUUCUCGAUAUUCAGGAGAAUCCAGUACCCUUAUCGUGCCCAAUUGGAGGUCUACGAUUGAUUUUCGUUCUGAGGAGUACUUAGACGAAGACAGAGAAGCAUACAGUCCAUUGGCCGACAGAUUUAUUCUUAGUGGCGUCGAUAUCAACGAUACAGUUUAUCUGCAACGAUCCAUUACAUAUGAUGAGUCAGCGUUCUUGUUUCCAGCUGCAGGGAAAGUAUCAAAUGAAGCAGCAAUCCUUCAUGGUCCCGAAGUCAUUAAUGGGCACGAACAUGAUUCUGGAAUAUUGUUCCUUGGGGUUGUGAUCAGUGUCCACAAUAAGAUUGGUUUGUCGUACCAAUGGUUUUUUAAUGGUCAACCCCUUUGUAGUGGUCCCCACCGAUGUCUGAUAAAAGUAACGGAACCAGGAUCGUACUUUUGUAAAGUGUUUUACAAAGAAAUCAUGCUGCAAUCAGCAACAGUCACUGUCACUGCUUUUCCUGAAAGCCAAAGUGUCUACCAGAAAUUACAAGGAGAUACAUCAAGUACGAGUGACAAAAAAUCAAGUUAUCCGUUAUCAGUAUCUGUGGCUAAUUUGCUCAAAACUGGGGAGCUCAGGCUUUAACAGAGAAAGUAAUAGCAUCCUAUGGAUUUGGAACUACCGAAUGUUAGAGUUUUAUCUAUUUUUAUAAAUGUCUCAUUUAAUGUCUUUUCUGAUGAAUUUGUAUAAUACGCUUACCCACUUGCAUCUCGUUUUAAUUAUAGUUGGUUUUUAUUAACCUGUGAACACACAUUAGUAUAUUCAGUACUAUCACACUUUGGUCCCUAUAUUAUAUUGUCUGCGCAGAACUUUGAUCUAACUUUGUAUAGGAGAAUUUUAAUACUUAAAAAUCUUAGAUCUCCCUGUUGAUAUUUGUGUUUUGGUUGUUUAGAAAAUACCCUGCUUUCCCUGGUAUUUGCACUUUCAUACGUAACAUAUACCUCUGAAUGCUAGGAAUCCAUUCAUAUAAUGUGUAGCAGUUAUUGCAAAGUUGAAUAAAAUUGGAAGUCAAUGGACUGAUAGUCUAGCACAACCCAA